UCGGCUCGCCCCCCCCCCCCGCCUCCUCGUGCCCGCUGUCCCCCCGCCUUUCGCCACUGGUGGUAUGUUUUAGGCAGUACCUCCUACAUAUGGCUUUCUCCGACGAGGCUCGGCAGCUGCGAUAUUCACCUGAUUUUGGAAUGAGAGCACACUCGAAUCCCCCACAGGAUAAUGAAGAUACAAAGAGACAGAAUUGCCGAUCUUUAUCCUUGUCUGGUCAUGUUGGUUUUGAUAGUUUACCAGAUCAAUUGGUUAACAAAUCAAUCAAUCAGGGUUUCUGCUUCAAUAUUCUCUGUAUUGGUGAGACGGGACUUGGGAAAUCCACCUUGAUUGACAGUUUGUUUAAUACCAGUUUUGGUGACCGAACGUCAACACACUUUCAGCCGAACGUAAGACUUAAAGCUCAAACAUAUGAUCUUCAGGAAAGCAAUGUUCGGUUGAAGUUGACUGUUAUAAAUACAGUUGGAUUUGGUGACCAGAUAAACAAAGAGGAUAGCUAUCAACCAAUAGUAGAUUAUAUAGAUGCACAGUUUGAAGCUUAUCUCCAGGAAGAGCUGAAAAUUAAACGCUCCUUAUAUAAUUACCAUGACACUCGCGUCCAUGUGUGCCUUUACUGCAUUUCACCCACAGGGCAUUCUCUUAAAACUGUUGAUUUAUUAACCAUGAAAAAUCUUGAUAGCAAGGUGAAUAUUAUUCCAGUUAUAGCCAAAGCAGAUGCAAUUUCUAAAUCUGAACUUCAGAAGUUUAAGAUCAAAAUCAUGAGCGAGUUGGUCAGUAAUGGAGUCCAGAUAUAUCAAUUUCCAACAGAUGAUGAGGCCAUUGCUAAGAUCAAUGCUACCAUGAAUGGACAUUUGCCAUUUGCUGUAGUGGGGAGUACAGAAGACAUAAAGAUUGGAAACAAAAUAGUAAAAGCUCGCCAAUAUCCUUGGGGCAUUGUGCAAGUGGAAAGUGAGAAUCAUUGUGAUUUUGUGAAGCUCCGUGAGAUGCUGAUUUGUACAAAUAUGGAAGAUCUGAGAGAACAGACUCACAUGCGCCAUUAUGAGCUGUACCGGCGCUGCAAAUUGGAGGAGAUGGGUUUCCAAGACACAGGUCCAGAAAACCAGCCUGUCAGUCUACAGGAAACCUAUGAAGCUAAGCGGUAUGAAUAUCUUGCGGAAUUGCAGCGGAAAGAAGAAGCAUUGAGGCAAACGUUUGUGCAGAGGGUCACAGAAAAAGAAGCACUGCUGAGAGAAGCUGAACGAGAACUGCAAGUGAAGUAUGACCAUUUGAAACGACUUCAUCAAGAAGAGAGGAUGAAAGUGGAAGAAAAAAGAAAGCUUCUGGAAGAUGAAAUUAUGGCAUUCAAUAAAAGAAAAGCUGCUGCAGACAUACUCCAAGGGCAGGCACUUGUCGCUACACCCACUGUUAGUUUAAAAAAAGAUAAGGAUCGCAAGAACUCUGGCUUUCUGUGAAGCUGAAGAUGUGAGAAGAAAUUGUUCACAGUGAUCCAUGAGAACUUGGAUUUCCUCCUUUUUUCGUAAUACAAGCUAACUUGAAAACUGACCACUGCCUAAGAAAGGAAAAAGUAUAUCAAACUAUGUUAAUCAAUAAUGCAUGUUGUAGGUUGCUGUUGUAAUAAUUAUAUUUAAAUAGACAUUUUUAAAAGCAGUUUAACACCCUUUCAUACUGCCACCCUUUCAAAACUCUCCCUUCCCAGGUUUGGAGGCUUCACAAGCAGUCAAGGGCAGUCACAAUAUAUCACUUGUCUUGCCCCUAAUUAUCAGGCAGAGAUCCCUGACCCAGAUCCACACAGUCCCCUUUCUCAUCUUCCCAGGGUCUUUAUCAUACAGGCAACGUUCCCUAUAUUCCCUACUGUUUACCCAGCUACUGCCCAAGGCUAUUGGGGAAAGGGAACUCAAUGUUUACUUCCUCUAUACCAUUUAAUGAGUCAGGCAUGACUAGAAUGCUUGAUAUUUGUGUGUGUGAUAUUUUCCUUCAGCCGACAACUUCAAGCCAGCUAUGGUUAAAUAGAAACAAGACUAACUUUCAUUUGCAAGAUGUUAACUCAGGAGUGAAUGAUUUUAAAACACAAAUAUAUUGUUAAGAGGUAUACAUAUAAUCCAUUCUUAUAAUAGUGGAUUAUAAUAUAAAUUAACAGGUGUCAUCAGACAGCUAUUGUCAUCUGCUAUCCUUCAGCAGCUUCCAAUCCUCUCUCUAACUCCCAUAACAGAUUUUUCAACAGCCCCAAGCCCCAGCAUUUCACCAACUCUCAUUGCCUGUUCCCCAGAAGAGGUGAAGCUGGAACUAGCUGUGUCCAUCACACAGUUAUGUAUAUGCGCUUAAGAAUUUAUGUACUCCUUGCCAAGUCACAUGCACUUAAAGUGCAGUGCCAAAGAUCAUUGUGCCAUUAAACAGUUCUCUUUUCACUUACGAAUGCUAUAGUACAGAAGUGUUCAGUGAACAUGCAUUGUAACUGUUUUGAAGAAUCUUUUGGGAUGUGGUUACUGCACACCAUUUGAUGUUACUUUUGAAUCAUUUACUGAAUUGUAUGAAAUAUGUAAACCUGUUUAAAUAACCACGUAUUUUUCUGAUAAUACUUUUAUAAAUGCACUUUCUAAUCUUGUGAUAAUGCUAAGCUUUCAAAUUAAAAUGGAUCAUGGUUGCCUUCAA
This is a messenger RNA of Eublepharis macularius, 2649 nucleotides long. RefSeq names its product septin 10 (gene SEPTIN10). NCBI's taxonomy places the organism in Eukaryota, Metazoa, Chordata, Lepidosauria, Squamata, Eublepharidae. Gene Ontology annotation, cellular component: septin ring; cell division site; septin complex. Gene Ontology annotation, biological process: cytoskeleton-dependent cytokinesis. The coding region runs from base 90 to 1451 and encodes 453 amino acids. Gene Ontology annotation, molecular function: GTP binding; molecular adaptor activity; GTPase activity. The transcript has 11 exons. The record is from RefSeq and is a predicted model, not a curated record.